Talpa occidentalis (Iberian mole) is the source of this 1741-nucleotide messenger RNA. RefSeq names its product SPG21 abhydrolase domain containing, maspardin (gene SPG21). Bases 222 to 1148 code for a protein of 308 amino acids. The record is from RefSeq and is a predicted model, not a curated record. Gene Ontology annotation, molecular function: CD4 receptor binding. Gene Ontology annotation, cellular component: trans-Golgi network transport vesicle; cytosol. The transcript has 9 exons. Lineage: Eukaryota; Metazoa; Chordata; Mammalia; Eulipotyphla; Talpidae.
UGCGCGGCUGCCUCUCUCUGUGCCACUUUGUCGGUGUGGCCCCGAGUGGGCCGAUCCAUGUGACCGUGCACGUGAUCACAUGACCGCGCGCGCGUGUGUGUGUGUGUGUGUGUGUGUGUGUGUGUGUGUGUGUUCGAAUCUAUAUUCAUGGGAAUGGCCAGUGCCUGUGACCCUGCCUUAUGAGACUGUCACAACCGGGUUAACCUCCAUUUCAGCUAAUCAUGGGAGAGAUUAAAGUCUCUCCUGAUUAUAACUGGUUUAGAAGUACAGUUCCCCUUAAAAAGAUUAUCGUGGAUGAUGAUGAUAGUAAGAUAUGGUCACUCUAUGAUGCAGGCCCCAGAAAUAUCAGGUGCCCACUCAUAUUUCUUCCCCCUGUCAGCGGAACUGCAGAUGUAUUUUUCCGGCAGAUUUUGGCUCUGACUGGAUGGGGUUACCGGGUUAUAGCUCUGCAAUAUCCAGUUUAUUGGGACCAUCUUGAAUUCUGUGAUGGAUUCAGGAAACUUUUAGAUCAUUUACAAUUAGAUAAAGUUCAUCUUUUUGGGGCUUCUUUGGGAGGCUUUUUGGCCCAGAAAUUUGCUGAAUAUACUCACAAAUCUCCCAGAGUUCAGUCCCUCAUCCUCUGCAAUUCCUUCAGUGACACCUCAAUCUUCAACCAAACUUGGACUGCAAACAGCUUUUGGCUGAUGCCAUCAUUUAUGCUAAAAAAAAUAGUUCUUGGAAACUUUUCUUCUGGCCCAGUGGACCCUAUGAUGGCUGAUGCCAUUGAUUUCAUGGUGGACAGGCUUGAAAGUUUGGGUCAGAGUGAACUGGCUUCAAGACUUACCCUAAAUUGUCAGAAUUCUUAUGUGGAACCUCAUAAAAUUCGGGACAUCCCUGUAACCAUUAUGGAUGUGUUUGACCAGAGUGCACUUUCAAUGGAAGCUAAAGAAGAAAUGUACAAACUGUAUCCUAAUGCCCGGAGGGCUCACCUUAAAACAGGAGGCAAUUUCCCAUACCUGUGUAGAAGUGCAGAGGUAAAUCUUUAUGUACAGAUACAUUUGCUGCAAUUCCGUGGAACCAAAUAUGCAGCCAUUGACCCGUCAAUGGUCAGUGCUGAGGAACUCGAGGUGCAGAAAAGCAAUCUCGGCAUCAGCGAGGAGGAGCAGUAGCUGUGGCUUUGGCUGCUGCUGCAGAGUGGCCCCGCGUGUCCUCGUACAAUCAGUAACAUGCCCGUCAGUUGGCCUCUGUCUGCUUUGUCGGGCCGGCCAGCUAUCACUGUGUUUGGAAGAAGGACUAAUGGUUUUCUUCCUCACAGAUGCAGCUCUUCUAAGCCAGUGUAACUGCUCCCUCUUCGUUUUUUUUAGCUUUUGGAUUUGAAGAUGUACUUUUGAAGACUCCAUUUUAAGAAUUGUGAAACUUUUGCUACCGGAAGUCUCCACCACUGUGUUUUGAAGUGAAUGUUAAUUUCUGAGGUUUGGGAUUUUAUGGGUUUUAUUUUUUUUCUAUCCUUUUCCUUUCUUCCUUCCUUUGUUUUUUAUGUUGUUUGUUGUAAAUGCUGCACAUUCAGAUUGUGUGUCAGAAAGAUAUUGAUUAUUUUUAUGCUUUCUUGGUUAUAACCGUUGUCAGAGUGCCAAGGCUGCUUCCCCACUCUGCUCUCUUACGAAUCAUCUUCUAAUUUCCAGUUAAGUGAUUUGUUUUCUGUUUUUAGCUGUUGUCUUUUUAGACAUUACAGUCAUUUGGAAUAAAAAUUCACCUUCAGUGA